Messenger RNA from Salmo salar (Atlantic salmon), 6649 nucleotides. The record is from RefSeq and is a predicted model, not a curated record. NCBI's taxonomy places the organism in Eukaryota, Metazoa, Chordata, Actinopteri, Salmoniformes, Salmonidae.
GUCGUUCCUCGCUAGCUACGUUCGGAAUGUCCUCUUCUCGCUUCGUUAGCCAGAGAGCUAUUUGGUUAGCUAGAUAUUUUGUUAGCUUAUAUAUUGGACACCUUGUACGGGAUAUAUGGACGUGAUGGAUUGAUAUAACAGGCAAAAACAAUCUGGCAGUAGCAUCAACAUCUUUUUAAGUGCAACUAUGUUCGGUCGGUCACGGAGUUGGGGAGGGCAGGGGAAAACAAAAAAUAUUCAUUCCCUGGACCAUCUCAAGUAUAUGUACCAUGUCCUAACUAGGAACACGACAGUAACAGACAGCAACAGGAACUUGCUGGUGGAGACCAUCCGCUCCAUCACUGAGAUACUCAUCUGGGGAGACCAGAACGACAGCUCCGUCUUCGACUUCUUCCUGGAGAAGAAUAUGUUUGCGUUCUUCCUGAAUAUCCUCCGUCAGAAGUCCGGUCGUUACGUCUGUGUCCAGCUGCUCCAGACACUCAACAUCCUGUUUGAAAAUAUCAGCCACGAGACGUCGCUCUAUUACCUGCUGUCCAACAACCACGUCAACUCCAUCAUCGUUCACAAGUUUGACUUCUCAGACGAGGAGAUCAUGGCCUACUAUAUCUCCUUCCUGAAGACCCUGUCACUCAAACUGAACAAUCACACCGUACACUUCUUCUAUAACGAGCACACUAAUGAUUUUGCCCUGUACACCGAGGCCAUUAAGUUCUUCAACCACCCAGAGAGCAUGGUCCGUAUCGCAGUCAGAACCAUCACACUGAACGUCUACAAGGUCUCAUUGGACAACCAGCACAUGCUGCACUACAUUCGAGACAAGACAGCGGUCCCCUACUUCAGUAACCUGGUCUGGUUCAUCGGCUCCCACGUCAUCGAGCUGGACAAGUGUGUUCAGACGGACCAAGAGCAUCGUAACAGGGGGAAGCUGAGUGACUUGGUAGCAGAGCAUCUGGAUCAUCUCCACUACCUGAACGAUAUCCUGACUAUCAACUGCGAGUUCCUCAACGACGUCCUGACAGACCACCUCCUCAACCGUCUCUUCCUGCCUCUCUACGUCUUCUCUCUGGUCUGCCCUGAACAGUCUGAAGAUCGUAAGAUCAACCCUCAGGUGUCCCUUAACCUACUGUCACAGGUGUUUCUCAUCAUCCACUACCAGCCGCUGGUCAACUCUCUGGCUGAAGUCAUCUUCAAUGGAGACCUGUCUGUCUUCACACAACACAAGAACACGGUCAGUGCAGGCGUCCGUCGCUUCACCAAGCCUCCUGAGUCUCUGGAGCGGUCUCUGGAGCUGUCCUGCAAUCGGGGGCGCAAGCGAGCCCAGAAACGCCCCAACUAUAAGAACCUGGGAGAAGAGGAGGAAGAGGAGAGGCCGGGAGGAGGAGAGGAGGGCUUGGAGGACAGCGAGAGGGAGAGGGAGAAGGCUAAAGGUACAGAAGGGAGCAGUAAGGGAAGCAGCAGGACAAGUGGGGAGAUGGAAGAGAUAGAGAUGGUGGUGAUGGACAAAGGGAAGUCCACGCUGACGGAACAGAAUAUCACUGACGAAGAGAAGACUGCUGCCGCCUCCUGUCUCCUCUCUCUGUCUCUCUCCUCCAGACCGUUCCUAGACAUGGUGUACAGUGCUCUAGAUUGUAGUGAAGAUGAUUACCAUGCUCUGUUUGUUCUCUGUCUGCUGUACGCUGUUUCACACAGCAAAGGUAUCAACAGGGAGUUGUUAGAGAGGCUCCAGUUACCAGUCCCAGACCAGGAGAGGACCUGUUACAGCCAGGUGCUGGUGGAGAGGCUCAUACGGGUGAUGAACGUGGCCGCACAACCAGAUGGUAAGGUACGUCUGGCUACUCUGGAGCUGAGCUGUCUGCUGUUGAAGCGGUCCGUCCUCUCCUCUUCCUCCUCCUCUUCCUCCUCGCCUGCUCACUGCAUCAUCAAGGACGUUCACCUGGCCUGUCUAGAGGGAGCCAGAGAAGAGAGUCUGCAUCUCCUACGGCGUUUCUAUAAGGGGGAGGAGAUCUUCCUGGACAUGUUUGAAGAUGAGUACAGGAGCAUGACGAGUAAGCCCCUGAAUGUGGAAUACCUCAUGAUGGAUGCCUCUGUUCUACUUCCGCCUACUGGUACUCCUCUGACUGGAAUAGACUUCGUUAAGAGACUGCCCUGUGGAGGAGUAGAGAAGACCAGACGGGCCAUCCGCGUGUUCUUCAUGCUGAGGUCGUUGUCUCUUCAGCUGCAGGGAGAACCAGAGACGCAGCUUCCUCUCACACGCUCUGAAGACCUCAUCAACACCGACGAUGUUCUGGACCUAAAUAACAGUGAUCUGAUAGCCUGUAUGGUGGUGAGUAAGGAAGGCGGUCAAGCCCAAAGGUUCCUGGCGGUGGAUGUUUACCAGAUGAGUCUGGUCGAACCUGAAACUAAACGGUUAGGCUGGGGAGUGGUCAAAUUCGCCGGUCUGUUACAGGACAUGCAGGUGUCUGGCGUAGAGGAUGACAGCAGAGCUUUGAAUAUUAUCAUCCACAAGCCCUCAUCCAACCCCCACGCCAAGCCCCUCCCCAUCCUGCAGGCUAACUUCAUAUUCGCCGACCACAUCCGCUGCAUCAUCGCUAAGCAACGCCUGGCCAAGGGCAGGAUACAGGCCAGACGCAUGAAGACACAGAGGAUAGCAGCGUUACUAGACCUUCCUGUCCAGCCCAGUUCGUCAGAGGUUCUGGGCUUCGGCCAGACAGGAAACACUUCUGCCGGCGGUCAACUUCCUUUCCGCUUCUACGACCAAUCACGUCGAGCGCCCAACGACCCCACCGCACAGAGAUCUAUGUUCGCCUCCGUUGACAAAGUCCCAGGGUUUGCGGUCGCCCACUGUGUAUCUCAGCACAGCCCGUCUCCCCUCUCCUCCCCCUCCCCACCUUCCUCAGGCAGCGGCAGCACCGGACGAUGUGACUCUGUUACAGCCAGUACUAUAUCAGCUAACAGCCCUACAGAUGAGGAGACGUUCUUGGAGCACACUCCUCCUUCGUCCUCCGGCGGAGAGGGAGGAGGAGGAAGAGGAGGAGGAGAGUUAAUCGGGUCUUGUCCCCCUGUCACGUCUGUCCCAACCCUGGCCCCCAGCCUCACCCCUGCCUCCCAGCCUAACAUCUCUCUACUGACGGACGACAACACAGACUCUCUGAGCGUCGAGUCACUGACCCUGCUACCGCCGGCUGACCCCCCGCACCUGCACACGCUCGGCUCACACACACACCUCGGCACUGGUACGGCUAUCAGAGAGGAGGAGGAGGAGGAGGAGGAGGGGCUAGAGAAGAGAGAAGGGAAGGACUCAAAAGGGGAAGUGGAAGGGUCGGCGAUGGAGGAAGAGGAGGAAGAGGAGGAAGAGGAGGCGGAGACUGAAACAGAAACAACAAUUCAAGAGACAGCUGAAGCAGAGAUGGGAACGCCCACUGAGCAAGACACGCCCCUAGAGGCGGAGGGGAGACACACCCCUUGAAGGGGAGGAGACUGGUCAGGACACACCCACUGGAGAGGAAGCAGAGAAAGACACACCUCCGAAAGAGGACACACCCACAGGAACAGCCUGAUUAAAUAGGACACACCCACAGGAACAGCCUGAUUAAAGAGGACACACCCACAGCCUGAUUAAAUAGGACACACCCACAGCCUGAUUAAAUAGGACACACCCACAGGAACAGCCUGAUUAAAGAGGACACACCCACAGGAACAGCCUGAUUAAAGAGGACACACCCACAGGAACAGCCUGAUUAAAGAGGACACACCCACAGCCUGAUUAAAUAGGACACACCCACAGGAACAGCCUGAUUAAAGAGGACACACCCACAGGAACAGCCUGAUUAAAGAGGACACACCCACAGGACAGCCUGAUUAAAUAGGACACACCCCGAACAGCCUGAUUAAAUAGGACACACCCACAGGAACAGCCUGAUUAAAGAGGACACACCCACAGGAACAGCCUGAUUAAAGAGGACACACCUUGUCUCUGUCUCUGUCUCUCACACAGCAGUAGAGAGAGGAGAUCCCUGUCUCUGUCUCUCACACAGCAGUAGAGAGAGCAGCAGAGAGAGAGAGAGACAGAGAGAGCAGCAGAGAGAGCAGGAGAUGAGAGAGCAGCAACAGAGAGAACAGAGAGAGAGAGCAGCAGAGAGAGUAGCAGCAGAGAGCAGCAGUAGAGAGCAGAGAGAGAGCAGCAGUAGAGAGAGCAGCAGUAGAGAGCAGAGAGAGCAGCAGUAGAGAGCAGAGAGAGCAGCAGUAGAGAGAGACAGAGAGAGCAGCAGUAGAGAGCAGAGAGAGCAGCAGUAGAGAGAGACAGAGAGCAGCAGUAGAGAGAGACAGAGAGAGCAGCAGUAGAGAGAGACAGAGAGAGCAGCAGUAGAGAGAGACAGAGAGAGCAGCAGUAGAGAGAGACAGAGAGAGCAGCAGUGAGGUGUUCCUGUGAGCUCCAGUGGUUUCUGUUGUUGCUGCUUUAUAAAAGAGCUUUUAGACUCCUGUCAACAUUUCAUCGUUCUACUACACCUGGACAAAGACUCUUUCAUAAAGACAUGGACUAUGGAUGGACUACAACACACAACUCUGUGUGUGUGUGUCUGUGUGUGUCAGUGUGUGUGUGUGUGUGUGUGUGUGUGUGUGUGUGUGUGCGCGCACUUUGAAGGUUUUAAAAAGUCUCUAUUGUAUGUCUGUCAUUUAACAUUAUGGUGUGGGGUCACUGCCCUCACUUGACUCUCGAUCUGUCCUGUUCUCAACUAUCAGAGGGAUAAGUCAUGAUAGGAUUAGGUUACUAACCCCCCCAGUCCUGUUCUCUACCAUCAGAGGGAUAAGUCAUGAUAGGAUUAGGUUACUAACCCCCCCCCCCCCAGUCCUGUUCUCUACCAUCAGAGGGAUAAGUCAUGAUAGGAUUAGGUUACUAACCCCCCCCCCCCCAGUCCUGUUCUCUACCAUCAGAGGGAUAAGUCAUGAUAGGAUUAGGUUACUAACCCCCCCAGUCCUGUUCUCUACCAUCAGAGGGAUAAGUCAUGAUAGGAUUAGGUUACUAACCCCCCCCCAGUCCUGUUCUCUACCAUCAGAGGGAUAAGUCAUGAUAGGAUUAGGUUACUAACCCCCCCCCCCAGUCCUGUUCUCUACCAUCAGAGGGAUAAGUCAUGAUAGGAUUAGGUUACUAACCCCCCCCAGUCCUGUUCUCUACCAUCAGAGGGAUAAGUCAUGAUAGGAUUAGGUUACUAACCCCCCCAGUCCUGUUCUCUACCAUCAGAGGGAUAAGUCAUGAUAGGAUUAGGUUACUAACCCCCCCCCCAGUCCUGUUCUCUACCAUCAGAGGGAUAAGUCAUGAUAGGAUUAGGUUACUAACCCCCCCCCCCCAGUCCUGUUCUCUACCAUCAGAGGGAUAAGUCAUGAUAGGAUUAGGUUACUAACCCCCCCCAGUCCUGUUCUCUACCAUCAGAGGGAUAAGUCAUGAUAGGAUUAGGUUACUAACCCCCCCAGUCCUGUUCUCUACCAUCAGAGGGAUAAGUCAUGAUAGGAUUAGGUUACUAACCCCCCCCCAGUCCUGUUCUCUACCAUCAGAGGGAUAAGUCAUGAUAGGAUUAGGUUACUAACCCCCCCCCCAGUCCUGUUCUCUACCAUCAGAGGGAUAAGUCAUGAUAGGAUUAGGUUACUAACCCCCCAGUCCUGUUCUCUACCAUCAGAGGGAUAAGUCAUGAUAGGAUUAGGUUACUAACCCCCCCCCAGUCCUGUUCUCUACCAUCAGAGGGAUAAGUCAUGAUAGGAUUAGGUUACUAACCCCCCCCAGUCCUGUUCUCUACCAUCAGAGGGAUAAGUCAUGAUAGGAUUAGGUUACUAACCCCCCCAGUCCUGUUCUCUACCAUCAGAGGGAUAAGUCAUGAUAGGAUUAGGUUACUAACCCCCCCCAGUCCUGUUCUCUACCAUCAGAGCGAUAAGUCUGAAUCAUUGGUUUGGUGGUAGUGUUUUCCGUGCUUCUGUGAGAGAGCACAGCAGUUCGGCUGAAAUGUAAUUCAGACAUUUCCCUUUAGGCACACAGAUCUAGGAUCAGCGUACAGUCUUCUGCUUUUAACCUGAACACUGUACAGAGGUCAACUCCAAACUGACCUCUGUGUCAAGGUGGCCCACUUCACCUGUCGUCCUCGGACCAGUCCAUCUACCGACCCUUUCUAACGGCAGGAAUCUAAAGAGCUAAUCGAUAGAGGGGGGGGGGUGUUCAUGAACAAAAUGUAAUCGAUAAUACAAAGAAAAACGGAUCAAUAAGUUGUGAGUGAUUCUGUUUAAUGACUGGAGCAAAGAUCACAUUCAAACGAUGUUGUCCUCCUCUCUCCAUCCCUCUCUCUCUCUCUCUCUCUCUCUCUCUCUCUCUCUCUCUCUCUCUCUCUCUCUCUCCUCCCGCCUCUCUUCUCCCUCUCUCUCUCUCUCUCUCUCUCCUCCCCUCCCUCUCUCUCUCUCUCUCUCUCUCUCUCUCUCUCUCUUCUCCCUGUCUCUCUCUCAGCCCCACAGUGUAAAUAUGCUCCCUGCUUAGUAAAGUCCAGCUCUAGUGUUUCAGUAUGUUUGUAUGCUCUGUAAAUGCUAUCAGCUUUUAAACCUGUAAUUAAUGCUAAAUUACCAACAAAGAAAUGUAUUAAACAUCUGCAAUAAAUUAAUCUCCUGACUUAAA